GCUAAAUGAUCAGCAAUUUUCUCAGCGGAGACGAAUCUUCAAAAGAAAGCCUAUCAAGUUCCCAAAUCCAUUCAAAGACAGUGUUUUGCUUUCGGGACUCGCAGCGUUCAUUAUAUUUUUGAAGUCAUUACAUUGUUAGCGGCGUUGUAUUGGGUUGGUCUCUGUGCUGUGCGGAGUUUCGGGGUUUCGAAUCUAUUGGAGGGACAACCUGCGCAAUAAUUAUGCAAAUGUGGCGCUAAGGCUGCCCCGCAGAAGGUAGGGGAUUCCACGGAGAGUUCAUACAAUUUGCAGGCGAUAAUGACACCCUGACGGAUCCCGCUUUCUGGCAGAACUGACAAAUUGCCGGGUGAUUAUCUCUCGUGGGUUCUGGGCUGGUGAAACAUAAACACAGUUGACAGUCUAUCGUUCUGUCUGUACUCAGGGCUGGCUACCCCGCACUACGUGUAGUUAUUAGUAGUGCACAGGACGCUGACUCGUUUAGUUGUGUUUCACUCGUCUCUUCGAUUCCCUUGAAAUGUCCGGUGUGCAUUCGAGGGGACACACUUUUGGCCUUAGAAGCUUGAGCAAGCCCGACCUAUGUUUAGUGAACUGAAAGACGCAACACAGAGGUUUCGGUGAAGCGGAAGAGAUAUAGUAUAUCAGUCGGCUUGGCUCGGCUGUACGGCAUAGCUGAACCAACAUUACUCCGGAGUACCAGAGAUAUUCUUCGCUCCGUUGUUUUCUGCGAUUUGUUUUUUGUUUUAUAUUUUUUUAUUAACAACAUACAUGAAGGAUUCAGCUAUGAAAUGCUAGUCAUGGGAGUUUAUUCGUUCUGUGAGUCAGUGCACGUUCUUCCCAUGGGCUGAUUAUUUAUUAUUGUUGUUAUAUACUGGAAUGGAUUCAUUAAUCGUUCGUACGAGCAGUCCUGUGAUGGAGCCGGUGUUUCAAGGAACCGUGCACACCGCGUCGUUGGCGGUGUGUACAGUGUUGGUGCUGUUCGUCGUCAUUCUUGGAUCGUUCGGUAACGGAAUAGUGAUCCUGUCGGCUGUCAAGUGCAAGAGAAUGAGAUCCAACUUCGAUCUGCUGAUAGUGAACCUAGCCGGCACUGACUUCAUCUUGUGUACCUGUCUCUCGCCCGUGUUCCUCUAUUUAUUGUUCACAGACCCUCCUACGCCAAAGUUAUUCUGUGGAAGUUUCCUGUUCCUGGGUACGGCGUGUGGAAUGCUUUCAUUGCUAACCAUCGUGACUAUUGCCCUGCACCGCCAAGCGCGAGUUGUCGGGAAGGCUAAAGGUAGUCUUACACCUACGAAAACUGCGCUCAUCCUAGCCACAAUCUGGUUGAUGAGUCUGGGAACAGCUUUAGGUGGGACUCUACACGUGACUUCCAACUGGGACGACUCGUUUCAGAACUGUCAAGUGAUUAUUAACAGUCCCAACCUAAGGACUCAUAACUUCGUUUUGUUCUUCGUCUGCCCUGUCGUGACUAUUGGCUGUGCUAUAAUAGCCGUUUCCUACACCAUCAUAGGAAGAGCAGUGCGAAACCAGACGAAAGCUCUUCGGGUAACCACGGUAACCACUAGUAUAUACAAAGGUCCGAGAACUAAAGUUCCACCGGACCAGAAACUGUUACCGGAAACAAAGCCGCGAGAGAAGAUGAGGCGGAUAGUGUAUUCUGGACGACAGUGUCCGUGUUGCUGCGGUCAAGCUGUUCUGGACAAGGAAAAUAAAGCCAUAACGAUGUGUCUCGUGGUUAUUUUCACCAUCCUCCUGUGCUGGACCCCUCUCGUUAUUUCACAGUUCGUUGAACUCGUCACUGGUGAAUCCAUUAUACUUUAUCAAGUGAAAUUAUGUGGAAUAGCCCUCGUGUUUUUAAACAGCGCUCUCGACCCGUACAUCUACGGCCAGCACAACGGGCGGAUAAAGAAGAAAUACAGACGGCUGUUGUGGGAUUUUAUCCGCUGUCACUGCAAGUCGGUUACCAAGGCAAGACUCCGGCUGACCGCCACUGGCAACCAGCAAACUGCCAAGCAGAAGUCUAACUCCCAAAACGACCAAGAUACUCGCACGCUCAAUUUAGCUUCACCAAAGCAGGCGCAGAAAUUUGUGGAUAAAGGUAUCGGCCCAGGCAAUAUUCCCACACAAAGGACGUACACAUCCAAUAUACUUUUAUAUCAGAAUAGCCGAGAUCCUGCGGCAAAGAUACCGUGUGGUGUUGGUGGUGACGGUGGCGGUGGUGCUCCUGUCAGAAAAGGAGGAAGUCAGGUGGGGGACAUCCAAGCAAUGAUGCAUGAUGUGAAAAGUUUUGUCCACAAAUCUUGUUGUCAUACGGGUAUUCCCGAGGACCAGAGUCUGAUUUAUUCAUGACAAAGACGGUUUGUGCAUCAGCACAGACUGUGAAGUGCAACAAGGUUAUUAUUGUCUUCAGGGCUUGUAUUUAUAGAACUACCAACGCUUUCAUGGUAUGUGUACAUGUAUAUAUUUGUCAAGGAUGUGACUAGUAUAUGUGCGCUGUUGUUUAGUAAAUCCAGGCAAGCAUUUUUGUGGGGGAUUUUGAUAUCAUUUGAGACUCAUAAAUUAAACAUCAUGUCUAAUUUAACUGUUUAAAAACAAAGUUGUAUUAAUACUAUUAUUGAAAGAAACAUUUAAAGUGUUGUGAGAAUAUUUGAGACACAAGUAAGUGCAUCUGUUCAACAGUACUUAUCUUUUUUUUUUCUAGGUACAUUCAAGUCUGUAUACUAGUUAUUUAAGGGAUUUACAAAAUAGGUGGUUUUAUAUAGAGAAAUAAUAUUUGUAUACAGUUCCAGAAGCAGAUCCAAACUUUUUUGGCAGGGGAUGUAACUCAAAAAUGGCAAUUGUCAGGUUGCCUAUUAAUUAUUGGUGAAGAACUGGGGGCGUGGGGAGGGGCACCCCCACCGCCUGUGGAGAGUAUGCAAACCCUUGAACACUCCUUUUGGUCCACGUCUGAAUUAGGAUAUUAUGUUUUGUACACUUCCUGAACAGGUGACAGUUAAUAUGUUAGUAUAAUCUACGUGGUUUUUGGAUAUAGGUCAUUAAUAAAGUUGAGAGAUAAGUAUAAUCUGACACAGGUAUUAGGUAUGGUGCUAUAUAUAGAGAGGAGAAAAACGCAAUUGUCUUUUAAUAUUCAUUAAAAAUAAGAUAAUUUCGUGGAAGGGUAAAGAAUAAUUAAAACCCCCCAACAAUUUCCUAAUUAUGUCUUCUAAAUAAAUGAUUGAUCAAACACUGGAUUGGAAGUCCAUAUGUUUGAAUUGUCUUCUUUCUGGAGUAGUGGAUUCGGGAUUGGUUAAAAUGGGGUGGGGGUGGGGGUAAAAUUCGAUCUUAGGACACAUCGCAUCUCAGACGAUCGCUCCUCCACUGUUUUGUUUUGAAGGACGAGCGCUUAAGAUUUCUCUGUAAUCGUUAGCAGAAUGUUCGUCUUGUUUUUCUUUGAAACUAAGAUUAUGUCUUCUUGCGUUCAACAUCAAACACGCUUUUUGUUGUUUGGCGAAAACCUUACUUUGGAUAUGUUAAUAUUCCCACUCUCAAACCUCCAAAGGUUUCCGCAACGCAGUUUUUCCCCAAUCUUCCAAAUACCCUCCAUCCCCAGAAGCUUUGGUUCUUCUUACGAACCUGGAUCUUGUUUCCAUGGCAACCUUUAAACAAUACAUACUUUCUGAACCCUUUUCCAAAGAAGAUGUGUCAUAUUUCUGUGAGAUUUGCUCCAUAAUCUGCUUGCUAAUCCUAUAAACACACAGAACUCUGCCCGACAAAUCUCGCACAAAGUUUAAACAGUAUCGAAUGUUGUUUGGCCGCCACAAAACUCGGCAGCGUGCUAGGAACUAUUUAAAGAUACUUCUGGUUCGUGUAUGUAGUGACACGCUGGUUAAUAAAAACAAGAAAUAUUUCGGUUUUUGUAAACACAUAGCAGUACAUAUAACCAAUAACUAUUUCAGAGCUAUUAAAUUUAUAGCAUUACAAUGAGGUAUAUUUUAAAUUUAGUAAAACAAGAACUACUAUUAUUUAUUUUAGUACUAUAUUAUAAUGUAAUAACUUUUAUUUUAGUUGUUUAAAAACUAGUACGG
Messenger RNA from Gigantopelta aegis, 4058 nucleotides. Its product is annotated as probable G-protein coupled receptor 75. Gene Ontology annotation, cellular component: membrane. NCBI's taxonomy places the organism in Eukaryota, Metazoa, Mollusca, Gastropoda, Neomphalida, Peltospiridae. The record is from RefSeq and is a predicted model, not a curated record. Gene Ontology annotation, biological process: G protein-coupled receptor signaling pathway. Gene Ontology annotation, molecular function: G protein-coupled receptor activity. The transcript is spliced from 2 exons. Bases 874 to 2343 code for a protein of 489 amino acids.